AUGGUACAUCCCACCACAGCGCCGAAAGACGCCCCCAAGACAUUCGAAUUUGUAGUCGUCGGGGGUGGCACUGCUGGCUGCGUCGUUGCUGGUCGCUUGGCGAAGAAUCCCAGAGUCUCUGUGCUGGUCGUUGAGGCGGGUCCCAACAACACCGCCGACAUCCCCGAGAUCUCUACUCCGGCUCGUGCAUUCGAGUUGAGAGGCAGCGAGUAUGAUUGGGGCUACAAGACCACCAUGAUCGACCGCACAGAGUAUACCCGCGUCGAGAAGCCUAACACGCGCGGGAAGAUGCUGGGAGGACCAAGUGGAGGAAACUACUUCACCUGGGUACGAGGUUCCGCCUCCACAUUCGACGACUGGGCCGAGUACGGCACCGACGAAUGGAACUGGGAGAACACCAAGGACUCCUUCAACAAGUCGGCCACCUACCAUGACGAUGAGGCUAUAUAUUCCGCCGACCUAGCGAAGAACAGCAACCAAGAUCAAGCCGUUCCGCGACGCUCUGCAAAAAGCCUGGUCAGUAAAGGCCAAGAGUUGACCACCGACGUGUACAGCGGCGUGCAGAAGGGUCUGUUCAAGUGCGUCAGCAGCAUCUACAAGGGCAUGCGGUCCACCAGCGCGGUCUUCAUCGAGGGCAAAGAGAACGUGACGCUCGUAUCGUCGACCAUCUCCAAGAACCUUGUCCUCGAAAAUGGCAAGGCCGUGGGCGUCACCGUCAUCGGGCCCGACAGCGAGGAAUAUACCUUCAAUGCCAAGUACGAGGUCGUGGUCUCGCAAGGUGUGUUCGAAUCACUCAAAUUGCUCGUGCUCUCGGGCAUCGGGCGCAAAUCCGACCUCGAAGCCCUGGGCAUCAAGACCGUCGUCGAUUCUCAGCACGUGGGCCAAAACCUGCUGGACCACCCGAUCCUGUCGCACGUCUUCCAAACGAAGGACGGUUACGGCCUCGGUAGCCACCUCCUCCGCGCGGGACCGCAGAAGGACGGUUGCAUCACCGUGUACCGCAAGGACCACUCCGGUCCCUACAGCAGUGGCUUGCUCGAGCUGGUUGCCUUCCCACGCGCAGACGAGUGGUUCGACACCAGCAAGGAAUACCGCGAGUACAAGGCCCAGAAUGACGGCGUUGACCCCUACGGUCUCAGUGGCCAGCCGCACUUCGAGGUCGACUUUGUGCCCAUGUUCUCCGAUGCCUUCCAAUGGCACUUCUCUAUGCUACCGCAAGGCGACUAUCGCACCGUGAUCGUUGGCCUCAUGCGCCCUCUGUCCCGCAACGGCGAGGUGCGCCUCCAGUCCACCGACCCGGCCGAUCAGCCGUACAUCAACCUGAAGUUCUUCUCGCACGACCUGGACCUGGUCGCGCUGCGCAAGGGCGUCCGCAUGAUUGACGACAUCGCCAUGCACGGCGAGGGCCACUAUCCCUGGCCGAUACCGCGCAACAGCGACGAGGCCAUGAUCCCGCAGAUCCUCGAACGGGCCCAGACGGGCUUCCAUCCCUGCGGCACGUUGAGGCUGGGCCGAAGCAUCGAGCAGGGCGUCGUGGAUCCGAAGUUGCGCGUCUGCGGCACCGCGGGACUGAGAGUCAUCAACGCGUCCAUCUUCCCUGUCAUUCAGGAUUGUCGGAUUCAGAAUGACGUGUACAUGGUCGCUGAGAAGGGCGCCGACUACAUCAAGGCAGAAUACCCAGAGUUGUUCAAGCAGGUCGGCAAGGGUGAGUAUGAGGUCUAG
This is a messenger RNA of Cladophialophora yegresii CBS 114405, 1722 nucleotides long. RefSeq lists its product as uncharacterized. The transcript is spliced from 6 exons. Gene Ontology annotation, molecular function: oxidoreductase activity, acting on CH-OH group of donors; flavin adenine dinucleotide binding. The record is from RefSeq and is a predicted model, not a curated record. Lineage: Eukaryota; Fungi; Ascomycota; Eurotiomycetes; Chaetothyriales; Herpotrichiellaceae. The coding region runs from base 1 to 1722 and encodes 573 amino acids.